Molecule: messenger RNA, 2238 nt
Organism: Postia placenta MAD-698-R-SB12
Lineage: Eukaryota; Fungi; Basidiomycota; Agaricomycetes; Polyporales; Adustoporiaceae
Exons: 14
Coding region: 1-2238 (745 amino acids)
Molecular function (GO): monooxygenase activity; iron ion binding; oxidoreductase activity, acting on paired donors, with incorporation or reduction of molecular oxygen
Source: RefSeq, a predicted model, not a curated record
AUGUCAACUCGUGACAGACAGCAAGGACAUCAUUACCGGUUAAUCUACUGGUCAUUAACUGAUUCACCGCGCCCUACCCCGGAGGAACCAUCGCCCGCUCUGAGCUCAGGCAGAGACGUCGUCCACGCCCAUGGUGCUCUUCUCCCUGCGCAUCCGCGGUGCGUCAACCCCGGCUCGAGCGUGAGCUGGGACGAGCUCACGGGCCACGGCGUGGGCGGAGCAGGCCGCAGCACAGACAUGCGGCUGCAGUGGGCGAGCAGGGCGUCUCCCACUCUACGCGGCCCGGGCGCGGGUACGACGAUGUUGGCCGUUGCGUGUGAAGCAGGGCAUGGUCGUGAGCGUGGUCGUUGCGCUCGCGUGUGUGGCCGUGGCCGCGAGGCUGGCGCUGUUGGCUAUGCGUACUGGGUGACAAUACCUCCGUUUCUUGAGCUGGAGCGCGAAGGCGAAGAACACGCUAUGCGCACGAUGGGCCGUGGUUCUGGGACAUUCCGCCGGCAUACACACCAUGGGGAAUACAUGCCAGGGUUUGGGUCCAUCUCGGAUAAGACGCCCCAUGACUGCUACCACCCACCACUACUUAAUCGUCGUAGAAAGAUGGACAUCUCGCCCAAUGAGCUGGCGAUUCUCACUGUUGUCUUACUUGCCACCACAGUGCUCUUCUACGCCAAAGGUACUCGGCGUGCGCCCUUACCGCCUGGACCUCGUGGUAUUCCGUUCUUCGGCAACUUGUUCCAAGUGGAUGCGAUGCGCCCCUACCCCCAGUAUCUGAAGUGGGCGGACAAAUAUGGCCCUGUCUUCUCUGUCAACCUGGGCGGCCAGCGCAUCGUCGUGUUGAACAGCUCCGAAGCGGCGGAUGAGCUGCUCAUGACGCGCAGCAAGCAGUAUUCGAGCCGCGAGUCCCCGCACGUCGCGUUCGAUCUCAUGAGCGACCAGCAGCAGAUGUUGUUCAUGCCGUAUGGAAGAGAGUGGAAGAUUGUCAGGAAGAAUGUUCACGGCGUUCUUGGCCCCGGCCCGUCCAAGCAAAUGCGUAAGAUACAAGACCUCGAGUCCCGUGUUAUAUUGCACGACCUGCUCUGUCACGGUGAGACGAGCAUCACAGAGGACUUCGUCGAGGGACCGCACGGGAAGGUGCCGGAGAGGCAUUGGUUCUCUAUCAUAAGACGAUACACGACCAGUCUAAUGAUGACUCUUGUGUAUGGCCGUCGUAUCCAUCGCAUUGUUGACAAUCCGGAGCUGGUGGAUGUAUUUCCUAUCCUACGUCGACUACCCGACUUUCUGGCCCCAUGGAGAGAAGAGGGGAGGAAGAUGCAUGAAUGGGAGAUGGGCUUCUGGGGGAAGCUGUUCUCUGACAGCCGCACUGCCUUGCUCGACGGCUCCGGGCUCAACGGAUUCGUUCAGUCCUAUCUGCGUUCACGUGCCGAAGCGGGACACGAGGAUCUGCCUGGAAAGGGUGUCACAGAGGACGCGGCAGGAUGGAUGCGCGACAAGCUUGUCACAUACACCGCCUCGGGAAUCAUCGAGGCUGGCUCAGACACAACCUCAACCGCGAUCUUCUCAUUCGUACUGUUGAUGCUUAGCAACCCGGAAGCUCUGCAGCGUGCUAACGAGGAGAUGGACGCGGUGGUAGGCUCUAGCCGGAUGCCCGAAUGGGAAGACGAGGAUAGGUUGCCCUGGCUCAAAGCCUGCAUCAAGGAGACGCUGCGACGCGCACCCCCGGUUCCCUUGGGUGUUCCGCACAAGACGGAAGAGGACGACAUUUACAAUGGCCAUCUCAUCCCCAAAGGAUCCAUUGUGAUUGGGAACAUAUGGGCCAUCCAUAUGGAUUCCGCUCGGUACCCUGACCCAUCCGCAUUCAAGCCGGAGAGGUUCUACAAUCCAAACGGAAAGCUGGAGUGGGCCAGUGGUCCGGACACCCAUGUUCGCGACCACUACAUAUUCGGGUGGGGCAGACGCUUCUGCCCAGGAAAAUAUGUUUCAGAGGCGUCGAUGUUCAUUGUUUUGUCCCGUCUCAUCUGGGGCUUCGACCUUUACGCAGCGUCGGAUGCGAAGACUGGCAAAGUGAGACUGCCUGAUGUCGACGACGAGGCCACGUUCACGGACGGGCUUGUGGCUGCCCCGAAGAUUUACCCCGUUGGAUUCAAGCCACGGUCCGAGAAGCAUGCCGAGAUGAUCAAGGCAUCGUAUAGAGACGUUCAGAACGACUGGCAGUCAAUGGGGCUGGCUAGAGAUGAGCGGUGA